Octodon degus (degu) is the source of this 1597-nucleotide messenger RNA. RefSeq names its product family with sequence similarity 131 member C (gene Fam131c). The transcript is spliced from 7 exons. The record is from RefSeq and is a predicted model, not a curated record. Bases 195 to 1043 code for a protein of 282 amino acids. Lineage: Eukaryota; Metazoa; Chordata; Mammalia; Rodentia; Octodontidae.
CGCACGGGAGGCGGCUGCCGCUACGACCCGGGCGUGAGCAAGGCCGAGAACGCCAGCCCCAGCCCCUGCCGGUCUCCUGUCGCCCAUCGCCAGCCCCCGCCCUGCGCCCGCGCCACGCGCAGCCCGGGCGGAGGAGACAUGAGCGCCCGGCCCGUCGCACCCCAGGCGCAGCGGCGCGGUCCCGCGGCCCCGUGAUGGUGAUGGGCUCCUGCGUGUCGCGAGAUCUGUUCACAAGUGCCCACAAGGACUGCCCCCUGCCCCGGGGCAUGGAUGCCCUCACCGCAGACCUGCCCCCUGGCCACUCUUCCUCCGCUGCUGUAGGCCAUGUCGCAGGCAAGGACAAGCAGCUGGAUUUCUGCUGGGAUCCUUGGCAGAGGUGCUUCCAGACCACCAACGGCUACCUGUGCGACUCCAGAGCCCGCUCCAGCAACUACAGUGUGGCAGCCCUAGCCACCUCGUCCCUUGUGGGCGUGGUGCAGAGCAUCAAGGACCACAUCACCAAGCCCACGGCCAUGGCACGAGGCCGUGUGGCGCACCUCAUCGAGUGGAAGGGCUGGAGCGCCCCGCGGGCGGGCUGGGCACCAUCCCCGGCUGAGGAUGAACACUACUGCUGCCUUCCCGACGAGCUCCGUGAGGCGCGCUUUGCCGCAGGGGUGGCUGAACAGUUUGCCAUCACAGAGGCUACAUUGAGCGCCUGGUCCUCGCUGGACGAUGAGGAACUGCACCCUGAGGCCAGCCCCGGGGACGCUGUCCAGCUCCAGGACCUGGAGAGCAUCUACCUUCAGGACAGCCUUCCAAGCGGCCCCUUGGGAGAUGACAGCCUCCUGGCCUUCUCCUCCCCCGGCCUCUCCCCUGAUGACUGGCCCUCACCCGAGGAGCCCCCCAUGCUGGCUGCUGGCCUGCAGCCCCCCAGCCCUGAGCAGCAGCAUCGCAGGCGGCUGCCUGGGGGCCUGGGGCCUGAUGGUGGGGGCCCGCUGCAGGACUCCCUGCCCUCAGUGGACAGCGGCUCCCUCUCGGAGGAGGACGAGGUUUUCUACAACUGAGCCCAGUGGGGUGCAGCACCCACCCACACCUCACUGGGCCUGGCCAGCAGCCCCUGCAUACGGGACCCCAGGUCUGGGCAUCUCGGGACUCCACGGGGAAGGCACCCCUUGUGGAUUACUCUGUGCCUCGCGGACCGCACCCUGCCAUGGGAGCCGUAACCCCCUUCUAUCCUCAGCCCACUGGGGAUCCCACCCUCCCAGAGCUCAAGGACUCUGCAGAAGCCAGGGCAACCAUCCCCAGAGGAGCUGUCAGCUGGGUCCCUAGGCAGACAACGGACCAUGGAAGGGACCAGGAGGCUCCCGUGCAGUGGGGCCUGCGGACCUGACCUGCCUGGACCACCUCAGCCCCCCUCCCCUGCCUGCCCCAUCAAAGGUGGGCGGCCUCUUCUGGUAGCUAAGCACCCUCGGGAUCCGACCCUGGAGUGUGUGUCUGUUCCUACCCUCUGGACCUCUUCCUCGGUGCCCAGCUCCCUACUCCAGGAGCCCGUUUCCCUCCUCGCACCCCCAGUCCUUCUUGUUUCUCUGGUGACAUUAAAGUGGUGGCUAUGUCCUGA